Molecule: messenger RNA, 5160 nt
Organism: Culex quinquefasciatus (southern house mosquito)
Lineage: Eukaryota; Metazoa; Arthropoda; Insecta; Diptera; Culicidae
Exons: 6
Coding region: 1-5160 (1719 amino acids)
Biological process (GO): DNA integration
Molecular function (GO): nucleic acid binding; zinc ion binding
Source: RefSeq, a predicted model, not a curated record
AUGCCUCCGAAAGUGAAAGCGGACAGCGCGAAGACACCGUCGCUGAAACGGCUCAAGGCUCAGUUGAAGGACACGCAAUCAACUCUUGGCGACAUUGAGAAGUUCAUCAAGGAGUUCAAGGACACCGCUACGGCCAGCGAUGUCAGCGUUCGGUUGGAAGUUAUCAAUGACAUCUAUGAAACUUUUUGCGAAACCCUCAUUGAUAUCACUUCUCACGACGAUUUCUUUGAUGCGGAAGAUUUUUACGAGUCUGACCGAAUGGCUUUCAACUUGAGCUACAUGGAGGCCAAAUCGUUCCUUCUGGAGAGGCUUAGGGAGCGCGAAGACCACACGUCGGAUCAGUCUAACGUUACGCUAGGCUGCGAGAACUUGAACCAUGUGCAGUUACCGCAGAUCCAACUGCGGACAUUCACCGGAGAUGACGACGAUUGGGUUAGCUUCCGAGAUUUGUUUACGUCGCUCAUCCACUGGCGGAACGACCUGUCCGGUGUGGAAAAGCUACAGUACCUGAGGGGUUGUUUGUUUGGCAAACCUGCGACGAUGGUAGACAAGUACAAGAUGAGCAACGCGGACUACCAGUUAGCUUGGGAAGAUUUGCUGAACUAUUAUAACAACAGCAAGCAAAUGAGGAAGCGUCAGAUUCAGCAUCUCUUCGAACUGCCAGCCAUGUCCAAAGAAUCUUCUGGGGAGUUGCGCGAUCUCAUCCAAGGAUUUGAGAAGGUUGUCCAAUCCUUGGACCAGAUUGUACAACCAGGUGACUACAAGGACUUGCUUCUGGUGCACAUGCUGACGGAUCGUCUUGACCCUGUAUCACGGCGAGGCUGGGAGGAGCACUCGUCUACCAAGGAGCAGGACACGGUUAAGGACAUGCUGGAGUUCUUGCAGCGGCGUAGUCGUGUGCUCGAGUCGUUGCCGCCGAAGUCAACUAACGCAAAGAGUACAUCCCAGCAACCACAUCAACAACCGAAGUCGAAACCGUCGGUGAUCAGGACUAACUACAGUACCGCUCAAGCGUCAGGAGAACGCUGCCCAGCGUGCACGGGAACACAUCUUCUUCACAGAUGCUCGGUGUUCCAGAGGAUGACGGUUUCGGACAGGGAGUCUCUGCUGCGCACGCAUUCGCUGUGUCGCAAUUGUCUCAAACCUGGACAUCUGGCGAGGGGUUGCCAGUCGAAGUACUCUUGCCAGAACUGUAAAGCGCGACACCACACACUUCUCUGUUUCCGCCCUCGGAAGGAUCAGGUGAAGGUCGCAUCAACUACCAGACGGGAGAAUGCUCCCAGGGAAGAACCUCAAGCUGUCGUCGUUGUUGAGGAUGACAACGGGAAUCGGCUUCCAGCGCGGGCUCUGCUCGACUCGGGUUCGGAGAGCAACUUUAUGUCGGAACGAUUAAGCCAGCGACUACGGGUUAAAAGGAACAAGGUGGACAUCUCGGUGUCCGGAAUUGGACAAGCAGUCUCAAGAGUAAAGCAGCAGAUUCAAGCCACGGUUACGGUCAAUUUACCAACGUCGGCCAUAAACACUACUGGUUGGACCAUACCAGAUGGUGUCGUACUGGCGGAUCCGACGUUUUCGAUGUCCAACGGUGUGGACAUGGUACUUGGGAUCGAGCAUUUUUUUGACUUCUUCGCAAGCGGUCAGAAAAUCUCACUGGGAGAACAGCUGCCAGCCCUGAACGAGUCGGUUUUCGGAUGGGUGGUAUGCGGCGGUUGCGCAGACUCACGGGAGUCUCCAAGGAUUAACUGCAACGUGUCGGCGUUGGAAAAGCUGGAUGCUUUGGUGGCCCGAUUUUGGUCCUGCGAGGAGGUCGAGUCAGCAGCCAGUAACUACUCGCCAGAGGAAGCACGCUGCGAAGCUCUGUACGCACAGUCGGUUCAACGUGGUACAGACGGACGGUAUUCGGUUGCUCUACCGAAAGCUGAAGACGCUCUGUCACGGUUAGGCGAGUCCAAGGACAUCGCCGUAAGACGUCUUCACGGCACGGAACGGAGACUGGCCAGGGACGAUCAUCUCCGGGAACAAUACGGCGCUUUCAUGCACGAAUAUGAGCAGUUAGGACACAUGACGAAGGUCACGGACACGGGCUCCGCCAAACGGUGCUACCUGCCCCAUCACCCAGUGGUCAGGGAGGCUAGCACAACCACCAAGGUACGCGUGGUGUUCGACGCGAGCUGUAAGACUUCUUCUGGUGUGUCGCUCAAUGAGGUUCUGCUGUGUGGACCAGUAACCCAGCAGGACUUGAGGUCGAUAAUCUACCGUUGUCGCGUGAAGCAGAUCAUGUUGGUUGCGGACGUCGAAAAGAUGUUCCGGCAGAUCGGAAUCUGUCCGGAGGACCGUUUGUUGCAAUGCGUUAUAUGGCGUCCAACGCCCACCGAGGCGAUCUCCACGUACGAACUCAACACCGUUACGUACGGUACGAAGCCAGCUCCGUUUUUGGCAACACGGACGUUGAAACAGCUGGCCAUGGAUGAAAAGGAACGGUUUCCGCUCGCAGCCAAGGUCGCCUGCGAAGAUAUCUAUAUGGACGAUGUGAUCACCGGAACCAACAACUUGGACUCGGCGAUCGACCUGCGAAACCAGCUGGACAAGAUGACGGUCAGUUGUGGUUUCCGUCUGCGGAAAUGGGCAUGCAAUCGUGCUGAAGUUCUGUAUGGUGUGGAGGAGGAUAACUUGGCGAUUCCCUGCGCCGAUGGUAUCAACCUGGAUCGAGAUCCUUCGGUGAAGACGCUCGGGUUGACAUGGUUUCCAUCUACAGACGAAUUCCUGCUCAAGUUCACCAUCCCAGAGACGGGCCCUGAUGAACCACUCACCAAGCGAACCGUUCUUUCCAAAAUUGCGUCGAUUUUCGAUCCCCACGGUUGGUUUGGCGCAACGGUUACAACGGCAAAGGUGUUCAUGCAGCAGUUGUGGACGCCGGGCAUCGAUGGCAAGCGUCUGGAAUGGGAUCAGCCAUUGCCUUCGAUGAUGGGUGAGAACUGGCGGAAAUUCGAGGAGCAAUUACCGGUUCUCAGUUCGGUUCGGUUUGCAAGAUGUGUCGUCAUCCCUAACGCAACGUCGGUUCAGCUGCAUUGCUUCUCAGACGCGUCCACCAAGGCCUACGGUGGUUGUGUUUACGUUCGUAGCGAGAACGCAAAGGGAGAAGUUAUGGUUCAUCUGUUGGCCUCAAAGUCGCGGGUGGCCCCGCUCAAGGUUCAGACGAUUCCGAGACUGGAGCUCUGCGGAGCGGUCUUGGUUGCGCAGCUGUUCAAGGUUCUACGAGAAGCGCUCGACAUUCCAGUGGACGCAUAUUUCUGGACGGACUCCACGUGCGUACUCUGCUGGCUUGGAUCCAUCCCGACCACGUGGAACGUGUUUGUUGCAAACAGGGACAUCGUGGACAACGAGUUCUGGUGGUUUGGACCGGAUUGGCUGCGUUUGAGCCCAGAUCACUGGCCGAAUGCAGAAUCUACAGCUGAAGAUGAAAAUGCGGAAACGGAAAGACGUCGAUCGGUGACAGCAAACACUGGGUCGGUGGUACAGGAGUUCAACGAUCUUUAUUUUUCAAAAUUCUCUUCGUACCCGAAGCUGAUCCGUCAAACAGCUGUUUGGUUGCGGCUCAUGAAACUUCUCCGCACUCCCAGCUCGGACCGUACAUCCGGAUUUCUCACCACGGCGGAACUGAAGGAGGCAGAGAACGUGCUGAUUCGUCGGGUUCAGAUGGAAUCGUUCGCUGAGGAAAUUAAGGCACUAUCUGCAAGAAAAACGGUUGCUGUUAAAUCACCUCUUCGUUGGUACAACCCUUACCUAGACCAAGACAACAUUAUUCGAGUGGGUGGGCGGUUGCAACACUCUGACGAGCCCGAGGACGCCAAGCACCCUGCUGUUCUGCCUGCGCGCCAUCGCUUCACACGGUUGAUUUUGCAUUAUUAUCAUCUGGGGCUGCUGCACGCUGGACCACAGCUGCUGUUGGGAACAGUUCGGCUUCGAUUCUGGCCUUUGGGAGGACGGAGCGUGGCACGCACGAUCGUGCAUCAGUGUAAAACAUGCUUCAAGGCCAAACCUACGCCGGUGCGACAAUUCAUGGGCGAUCUGCCAGCGGUACGCGUCACGGUUGCGCGUCCGUUCUCGAAAACUGGCGUUGAUUACUUUGGCCCAGUGUUCGUUCGCCCCGGACCUCGGCGAACGGCGAUCAAGGCGUACGUGUGUCUGUUCGUGUGCCUGUGCACCAAGGCUGUGCACCUUGAACUCGUGUCGGACCUCUCCACGGAACGCUUUCUGCAGGCAUUGCAUCGGUUCACCUCGCGCAGAGGACCUGUCGCCGAGAUCUGGUCUGACAAUGGGACCAACUUUGUCGGAGCUCGGAACAGGCUGCACGAGUUGUUUACACUGCUGCGCGACAAACAGCACCAGGAGAAGGUCUUCAAGGACUGCGUCAACAACGAGAUUCACUGGUCGUUCAGUCCACCAAGCGGUCCACAUUUUGGUGGUUUAUGGGAGGCGGCCGUACGCUCAGCCAAGCACCACAUUCUGCGUGUCAUUGGAGACGAACCUAUCUCGAUCGAGGACAUGAACACGCUGCUCGUCCAAGUAGAAGGCUGCUUGAACUCGAGACCCAUCACGCCCAUGUCCGACGACCCCAACGAUCUCGAGCCGCUCACACCUGCCCAUUUUCUUGUUGGAACAUCGUUGAAGGCGCUACCGGACCGUGAUUUCACCAAUCUACCUGCAAACCGUCUCAAUCAUUACCAACAGAUCCAGCAGAAACAACAACUAUUUUGGAAUCGGUGGAAAAGGGAAUACCUGAGCCAGCUACAAGCUCGUACGAAACGUUGGCGGUCACCUGUGCAGAUAGAAGUCGGCAAGCUGGUCGUAAUCGUCGACGACAAUCUGCCACCCACGUGCUGGAAGCUAGCGAGGAUCAGCGAAGUCCAUCCAGGUGCUGAUGGUGUCGUGCGUGUGGUCACCCUCAAGACUGCGACGAAGCUGAUCAAAAGGCCAGUCGAGAAGAUUUGUUUACUUCCACUGGACGAAGAGGAGCACAAUGCCAAAAAAUCGAAAAUGCUGCGAUUUCUGGAUGGCUCGUCCAACGUGCUGGACUCGAGCUGGCGGCUGUGGGAGAAAGCGAGAGGUCAACGGUCAUCACCGAACAUCGCGAGGAUCGUGCCGCUGUAUCGAGAUUAG